AUUUGAUCUUUAUGUUAAUUUAAUUAAUCAACGACUAGGAAACAAAAUAAACAAAGAUUCCGAAUCAUAAGCAGUAACAGAGAACUGUUCCUCACGAAUUUGCACCUCACAAGCAGAUAUGGUGAAGGAGCAAUUGCGUGACCGACAACAAUCUUCUUCUUCGUCUGCUUCUACUUCUACUCAAGACUUUUCUCAUAUCAGAUAUUUGUAUAUUGGCCAGUUUUUAGCAAGAUGGGAUGCCAGAAUGUGGGAAUUCUCAGUUGGUCUGUAUAUGAUCACUCUAUGGUCAGAUUCUUUGAUUCUUCCUGCUAUUUAUGGAGCUAUUGAAUCUGCCUCUAUUGCACUUUUUGGCCCCAUCAUUGGACAAUGGGUGGAGAUGUUACCAUAUGUUAAGGUUCUGAAAAUCUGGUUGGUGACCCAAAAUCUUUCCUUUAUAGUUGCUGGAUGCACAAUAAUCACAUUGAUAAUCUUUUCAACCUUAAGAUCUACAAAUUUUACAGUAUUUAUAUCGCUUGUGGCAUUAACUAACAUCUCUGGAGCUGUUGGUGUGCUUUCCACUCUCGCUGGUACCAUACUAAUUGAAAGAGAAUGGGUGGUGGUGAUAUCAGAAGGCUAUCCUGUGGGUGUACUAACAAAGAUGAAUGCAAUUAUGAGACGAAUUGAUUUAACUUGCAAGCUUUUUGCUCCAGUAGUUAGUGGCUUUAUAAUUAGCUUUGUAUCAGUUAAAGCCUCUGCUAUAAGUUUAGCAAUCUGGAACAGUAUUGCAGUAUGGAUAGAGUAUUGGCUUUUUACUUGUGUAUACAAAGGGAUUCCAGCUUUAGAUCAAAGUAGCCAAAGGAAGAUUUCAAGAUUUUUACGGACUGAUCUUGAAACUCUUUCAAGUGAAAGAGUGGCCUUAAUUUCUGAAAAUGAGGAAAAAAAUUCAACAUUGGUGGAAAAAGAAUGGAGAAUUAAGUUAAUUGAAUGGGUUUCUCAAGCACCUUGUAUUGGUGCCUGGAAUGUGUAUUUGCAACAAGAUAUUGUUCUUCCUGGCAUAGCUCUAGCUUUAUUAUAUUUCACAGUCCUCAGCUUUGGCACCUUGAUGACAGCUACCUUAGAAUGGGAAGGUAUACCUGCAUACAUAAUCGGAAUAGCACGCGGAAUAAGUGCUUUGAUUGGAAUAGGAGCAACAGUUGUAUAUCCAAUCUUGCAAUCCCAUAUUUUAACUAUCAGAACAGGACUUUGGUCAAUAUGGUCUCAGUGGUGCUGCUUAUUACUAUGUAUUGGCUCAAUAUGGGUCCAAAAACAAGUUUUAUCAGCUUACAUAUUAAUGGCUGGAGUUGCAACUUCUCGGCUGGGUUUAUGGAUGUUCGACUUAUCUGUGAUUCAACAAGUGCUGGAUCAAGUUCCUGAAUCUGAUAGAUGUGUCGUAGGAGGUGUUCAAAACUCUCUUCAAUCUAUUCUGGACUUAUUAGGAUAUGCAAUGGGAAUAAUUAUAUCGAACCCACAGGAAUUCUGGAAGUUGACUUUGAUGUCAUUUGCAUCAGCAACAUUGGCAGCGUUCCUGUACAGUAUAUAUUUGUAUAAAGUUAGAAAACAUCUUUUUCACUUUGGGAAGUUGUUUACGUUGCUGAAGACUAGUUCUUAGUUAUUGUAUUGAAACAAGUGGAACUAAAAGCCAAGCAUAUUAGGUAAAUGCUGACUGGAUUAGAUUAUAUUUCUGAAUAUUUAAAUCAGCUCACUGGCUACUGUAUCAAAUUUCUGAAUAAUUAACUAGUUGCUGUCUAUCUGUUUAUGUAAUUUGUUGGUCAUUAUCUAA
This is a messenger RNA of Jatropha curcas, 1798 nucleotides long. Its product is annotated as solute carrier family 40 member 2. Gene Ontology annotation, biological process: iron ion transmembrane transport. The record is from RefSeq and is a predicted model, not a curated record. Gene Ontology annotation, molecular function: iron ion transmembrane transporter activity. Lineage: Eukaryota; Viridiplantae; Streptophyta; Magnoliopsida; Malpighiales; Euphorbiaceae. Gene Ontology annotation, cellular component: membrane.